This is a messenger RNA of Diatraea saccharalis (sugarcane borer), 2287 nucleotides long. NCBI's taxonomy places the organism in Eukaryota, Metazoa, Arthropoda, Insecta, Lepidoptera, Crambidae. The record is from the annotation of a GenBank genome assembly.
UUUACCUUGGAGGUAAAAAAAUUUCAUCAAAUGAAGAGGUCAAAGCUGCGGUGGGUGACUUUUUUUGAAAGGCCUUAAAGAUUUUUUUUAUGACCAGCAUACAGGCAUUGGAAACCAGAUGGAAGAAGUGCAUAGAGUUAAGUGGAGAUUACAUGGAAAAAUAAAAUCACUUUUGCUUAUAUUUUAUAUUGUUGUCUUGCCACAAACUUUUUAAUCCACCCUCAUAUAAAGCAAAGUUGCUUUCUGUUAUCUGUACUCUCGAGAUCUUUUAAACUACACACUACACAAACUACACCACUACAUACUGGUGGAACUAGUAAAGUAUAUAUUUUGAAAGUGAACAACUAUUUUGUGAAAAAAUAAAUACAUUAAGUAUGUAUUUAUUUUAUUGAAUAAUAUGAUAAUCACGAGCUAUCAAGUGAGUAGUAAGCUGUCAUGGAUAGUAUUUAGUACUAAUUAUUUACUGUUCAAAACCUGAGUAUAGCUAUGGUGUUAAUUAUCACAAAAUCAUUUUUAAAUUUAACUACUAUAAUAUUUUUCUCGCAUUAUUUAAUUAUCAAUGUACUUCUGAUAAGGUGUAUUAUAAAAUCGUCAUUUUUAUUUAUUACAGCAUGUUUAAGAGUCACUGUUGAUGGAGGUACUGCACAAUGGGACAAUUUUCUAAAGGAAUUACCUGAAAAUGUUCAGAAAACAAUUAGAGUUCCUGAUUUGAUAACAGGAGAUUUUGAUUCCAUUCCUCAGGAAAUACUUCAAAAAUAUGAAGCUAUUAAUUGUAAGGUAAUACAUACACCUGAUCAAAACCACACUGAUUUUACAAAGGCUUUAAUGGAAUUAAAUUCUUGGUGUAAAUUAAAUAAUUUAGAGAUUGAUCAUGUUAUAACAAUUUGCCAAAGUUCAGGGCGACUUGAUCAUAUCAUGGGAAAUAUUCAAACUUUAUUUCUCGCAAAGGAAAAGUUAUUGUUAGGUUUGAAAACUAGGCUUUAUUUAGUCACUGAUGACUCAAUAUCAUGGCUGUUGCAACCAGGAGAUCACAUCAUUAAAAUACCAGAGCAGUCUCAAGUAAAUAAACGAGCUUGGUGUUCCUUAAUACCUGUUGGAGAAACCUGUUCCAGAAUUACAACAUCAGGAUUGAAGUGGAAUUUAGAAAGUCAGUCUUUAAAAUUUGGGGAAAUAGUGAGUACAUCAAACACAUUCGAUGGAUCAGAACAUGUAACAGUGAAAUGCUCAAACACAGUUUUAUGGUCAAUGAAAGUUCCUACCUUACUAGGUGAGUGAUAUAUGUUGUAUUUUAAUAUUUAAAACUAUUGUUAUAUAACAUUUAUAAAUUAUGAUAUAUUGUAUGUGAAUAUUCAAAGUCAUCAUUAUGUAAUAAAUUGAAUUAAUGUAUAUAUAGCCAACACAUUGCGGAAACUUUUAAUAGGUCAUAUAGUCAUAUGAUUUCUAUUUUCUAUGCUUUGAAAAAAAAAAAACCUAUCAUAUGAAAAUUUCAACAACUCGACAAAGUAUGAUGAUUUGUUGGGUUUAUGGGUUUCAUUUAACUUCAAAUUAAUACAAAACGUAAUGUUAUUAUAAAGUAAUUAUUGCAUAUAUCUUGAUUCUUCAUUGUUUCAGAUUCAUGAAUGUGACAGUACAACAUCCUUUAAUUAUUUAGUAUAAUUUCAUGGGUUUGGGGCGAAAGAUUAAAAUUUAGAUCGAUAAACCCUACUUUACUAUAUUUAGUGCAGUGACUAUUCUAAAUUUUCUUUAUUUAUAUUGAUUAGUUGACAGUGACAUUUGGGAGCUGCUGUAUUCAUUUGAACUCUGAACUAAAAUUUUAAUUCCAAACCUAAUUAUUUGUGAUAUGGUUAAUUUUCCAAUAACAUUGGAUUGUGAAUGAGAAUUCUAUAUUGAAUAUAAUAAUAAUUAAUUGAUUAUAAAUUAAAUUUCAUGCCCUAUUAUUUUAAGUGUUGUUUGACAUAUAAUAUUAUACGUAUAUGUUACGCUCAAAGGUCGAAAUCGCUUUUUGAACGAAAAAUAGUUCACAACGAGUUGAGGUCACAGUAAAAUAUCCACAUAGCGAAAAUCGUGUUAUGGCUCAUAUAGUAACGCUCUCGACGCGUUGUGGCUUUCACAGAAUAACCACAUAGCGAAAUCCGUGUCGUGGCUGUCAUGCUAUUUGACUAAAAUUGUUGUGGCAAUGUAAUAAAUUGAAUUUACAAUGUGGCAAUGAAAAACCAUGAAGCGUAUUGAACCGACGAAGUGCCAGAAGCGAACCGCUAUUGUAAAAUAAAACAGCUAGUUGAACCAA